Messenger RNA from Solea senegalensis (Senegalese sole), 2137 nucleotides. Its product is annotated as integral membrane protein 2A-like. Gene Ontology annotation, cellular component: extracellular exosome; plasma membrane; Golgi apparatus. Lineage: Eukaryota; Metazoa; Chordata; Actinopteri; Pleuronectiformes; Soleidae. The record is from RefSeq and is a predicted model, not a curated record. Gene Ontology annotation, molecular function: amyloid-beta binding. Bases 162 to 908 code for a protein of 248 amino acids. Gene Ontology annotation, biological process: negative regulation of amyloid precursor protein biosynthetic process. The transcript is spliced from 6 exons.
CCGUCCGGUCACCGGAAGCGCCAGAUAAAGCCGAGGCUGCAAAGUGCGUCACAGAGCGGACCUGUGUGUGGACAACCGACGCAGCUUCAGCACCGACACCGUCAGCCUCCACUUCUCUGCGCGCACAAGCAAUUCCGUCUGUUUGGUUGUUCGGCUCCACCAUGGUGAAGAUCGCCUUCAACUCGGCUCUGGCGCAGAAGGCGCUGGGUAAAGAGGCGACAGUCGCCGGGGAGAAGGACCCUGAGCUGGCCUCUUCUCCAGCGAUCAACGGCUCCACAGGUCGCUGUCUUCUUACCCUGCUGGGCAUUGCCUUCAUCCUCAGUGGCCUCAUCGUGGGGGGAGCGUGUCUUUAUCGAUAUUUAACCCCAAAGAGGCUGUAUCACGGCGCCAUGCAGUACAAUGAAGUGCCAGCCGAAGCCUUUGGAGAGAGCCAGCCGUACUACCUGCCCCGCGUGGAGGAGGAGGUGGAGAUCUCUGACAACAUGGCCGUCAUCAGCGUCCCCCCUCCCCGCUUCAGACCUGGUGACCCUGCAUACAUCCUUCAUGACUUCAACAGGAAGCUGACAGCAUAUCUGGACCUGACUCUGAGGACCUGCUUUGUGAUUCCUCUCAACACCUCGGUGGUGCUUCCUCCUCAGGACCUCAUUGACCUCUUCUCACAGCUGAUGUCUGGCUCUUACCGCAGUUACCUGGUGCACGAGGACCUGGUGGUGACUGAGCGCAUUGAUGACAUCAGACCUCUGGGCUUCUACAUCCGCCGGCUGUGUGAUGGAAAGGAAACGUACAGGAUGCAGCGCCGCUCCAGCCUGCCAGGUGGCGGCAUCCAGAAACGCUCCGCAGACGAGUGCUUCACCAUCCAACACUUUGCCAACACGUUUGUGACGGAGACCCAGAUCUGCAAGGCUUGAUGGGAAACCCUGAGCAUAGGCCAGAGAGUGAGAGUGAAUGAGUCGGAGCGACAGAGGCAGAGAGCUGAAGAGGAGUGGGCUUAAUAGGGAACAACUUUGAGUAGAAGUAGAAAUUUGCUUUUGUCUAAAACUCUUUAUAUCCAGUUUUUGCCUCCCCUGCUUUAACCCCAGUCAGUGACACGUGCGUUUGAGUUCCAGCCCCACCCCUCUCCCCCGUUUAUUCACCCGGACCUACAGAGGUCAUAGCCCUUCUACUCAAGUAGUCAUUAAAUAGUCGUGUUCUGAUAACCUGUCGGCCUGCUUACUAAGACUAUUACUAAGUUUCCUUUGUUCUGUUGGUUUAUGUUGUGUUGCUGUAGCUUCUGCAGACUAAUCUUAUCGUUGUUACCGUGUUACAACAUCUAGUCAGAUGAGAGUUUGCUGCUGGUGUUAGUGAUAAUGAGAAGCCCUUCAUCUCAGUCUGUGUGUCAGCCCAACUGUUCCCACUAUUAACGGCGUUUGUCGACCACCAUUGUCUAUAGCUCUACUAUGCUAUGCUACAUGUUACGGUGUAUAAUAGCACGAGUCACCCUGGAGAAGUACGGUCCACUUGAGUUACAGAGCACAUGUGACAUGUUUGUCAUUGUUUAUGAUGGAUGGUGCCAGGGAUGCACAAACCCAGAGCUCCGUCACCCAGAAUACCCCCUCUGCUCCCAGAAGCCUCUGCUGUCCUUGGUGUGUGAUGAUUCCAUGACCGUUAAAACUCCCCACAUGACCACUGUGUGUGUGUGUGUGUGUGUUUGUGUCAGAACCUCAUCUGUGACCGUGAACUCGGAGGAUGUUUGAUGAGCGUAAAGGAGUGCACAAGCUUAAGGGAAACCUUGCUGUAGUUUUCGAUCAUUUCUUAUUUAUAAAUUUGCUGUCCCACAACACGGGGGUUAUCUUUACUUUUAACAAUAUUAUAUAUUUAAGUAGUAGUCACAGGAAAAAUGUAUCUUCAUAAAUGUGUUAAUCUGAGUUGAAAGACGUCGAGAUAGAGCUCGUAUGGAGUAUGAAUAAAGGGCUUUUUGCCAGAAGGAAUGAUUUUCGUUGGUUUUCCACACGGUGUCUGCAAAGACAGACAAUCAGACAUGAAGUGUGCGUGUGUGUUUCUGUCUCAGCUUUUUUCCUUAAUACUAGAUAAAUAAAAACAAUGUUGUGUGCAGCUACUGAACUUCACUUUGUUGUUGAAUAAAGUAAUUUUACCAGUU